Molecule: messenger RNA, 1608 nt
Organism: Closterium sp. Yama58-4
Lineage: Eukaryota; Viridiplantae; Streptophyta; Zygnematophyceae; Desmidiales; Closteriaceae
Source: the annotation of a GenBank genome assembly
AUGGAGACUACAGCUUGUCCGUUCGACGAUCUUUCUGACGAUCUUCUCUCGUAUCUCCUUUCCCGGCUCGGCCCGGACCUCUUUUCGUUUCGCCACGCCCUCGUCUGCAAGCGAUGGCUCCGCGUCGCACGCGUCUCUCAGACCGACAUUCGCGUCGCCAGUCGCAGGGAGAUCUCCAGCGUGUCGUUGCUUCGCGCAUUGUCAACUAUGCCGAACCUGACAUCACUGCAGCUAGCGAAUCGCAGCCUUGACGUGGUCAACGAUCAGAUUAUCUCCGGUUUAGGCUCGGCAUUGCCGAACCUCAAGCGAUUUUCGCUGACGGCGACCAGGCGUGUGUCGUCAGCUGGAGGAGUCACGGAAAUAGGGUUGGACGGAUUUUUCCAAGCCUGUACGCGAUUAGAGAGGCUCGGACUUCACACUAUACCGAGCGUCAAGUUCCUCCCUCCGUCCUUAAUUUGUUUGACACAACUGGAGUUUCUAGACAUCUCAUUGGAUGACCUUCGCAGCCUGCCCGAAGAAAUCUCGCAGCUGCCCGCGUUACGCGUCCUACACCUCCAAGCGCCUCACCUCAGGGCUCUGCCCAAAAGCCUGGGCAGACUGAAGAAUCUCAGCGUUCUAGAGCUGGUGGAGUGCAAUUCGUUGCCUGCCCUGCCAGAAUCUUUUGGGCAGCUCUUUAACCUCGUUCACUUCAGUGCCACCACCUGCUAUAGCUUGACAUCGCUACCCGAAAACUUCGGUCAGCUGCAAUCUCUCAAGACGCUCGAGCUCGCUCUUCCCUGCCUCACAAGCCUCCCAGAAUCCCUCGGGCAACUGCCAAAACUUUGGAAUCUGAUCCUCUGCUCCUGCCAUUCCCUCCAUUACCUCCCAUCCUCCAUGAGCCGUCUAUCCUCGUUAGAGGGUCUUGAGAUAAGCGAAUGUUUUCUCACUCUUCCCGAUGACAUUGGCUUUCUUCCCAAUCUGUGGAGCCUGGAGAUCCACAACUGCGAAAAUCUUACGGAGCUGCCCGUUUCCCUCCCCAAGCUGGACCGGCUGACCGACCUUGUGAUCACGGGCUGCCGAAACCUUUUCAGGCUGCCCGAGGAUAUCGGGGAUUUGCCGGCUUUAGAAAAGUUGGAGCUUUGCAACACGUACCAGCUCUCGCACUUGCCCGACUCGUUCGGGCAGCUUAAAAAUCUCCGGACCUUGAAGCUGCUUGCCUGCAACAGGCUUACCACCCUUCCUCACACAUUCUCCCAACUUUCUUCUCUUGAAAGCCUCAAGCUCAUUAACUGUGAACUUUUCUCUGCCCUGCCUGAAGAGUUUUCGCAGCUGCCCAACCUCCAAGAAUUGUCCAUCAGCUGGUGUCCUGAGUUUCGGCAUAUCCCAUCUUCAUUCACCCAGCUUUCAUCUUUAACUCAUUUCACGGUCAACUGCUGCCGAAAUUUCUCAGACCUUCCUGAAGGCGUUGGGCUCAUGUCAAAUCUGAAGUCGUUUGAGCUAACGGGAUGUGACCGGCUGACACGACUACCCCCGUCUUUAGCGUUGCUCUGUGAGAUAGAGAGGUUGGAGAUAAGUGGGUGUUCAAACAUAGUAGAUGCACCACUCUUCUUAUGCCAUCUUAUAGGUUGA